AUGAUAUUCAACUCCAGCGAUCAUGCGCUGGCCGCACGAGCUCACAUUCAGAGCGGGGACGGCACCGCAGUCCAUUACUGGGGCUAUGCGACUCGAUAUCUUCCAUGCACCAACGAUGCUGGAUCUUGCGAGUAUCUCGAUUCGGUAUACGGAGAUCACGAGAAGUCGAUGAUCUACACCUUCAUCAUGUGGGCAGUCAUUGGGACAACAUUGCUUGCGAUAGCUUUCUCGCGACUCCUCCAACCAAAGAAGCGGAACGGUGCGAGACAAGGCUUCUGUUAUCGCUGUACACGCCUUGUGACUGUAACCGUCAGACGCUAUCUCGUACCUGAGUAUUCGAGGGUAUUCAGACACACAACUAGAUUGCAAGUUCUCGUCCUUGUCAUUCUUUGCGCCUACCUCGUCACAUUUUCUUUGGUGGGAAUUACAUACAAGAGCUGGAAAACACCCAUCAAAGGCACAGAUCUGUACAACAUCCGCAGCGGCAUCGGUGGCUUCGCUGACCGUCUUGGCGCGUUCGCUUUCGCCCUGACGCCCUUGACCAUUGCACUAUGUGCUCGCGACUCGGUGUUGAGCAUGCUUACCGGGAUCCCCUACCAAAGCUUCAACUUCCUGCACCGCUGGACGGGCAGGAUAAUCCUCAUACAAUCAUUCGUUCAUUGCAUCAUUUGGACUAUCGUCGAGGGACGACUAUAUCAGCCCCAGCCAAAAGUGUAUGUGGAGUGGAUCAAACAAGAGUACAUGAUUUGGGGUAUUAUAGCGCAGGGCUUCAUCACCUUCCUGUUCGUCUUCAGUCUGAGACCUGUGAUCCGUUGGACAGGAUACGAAUUCUUCCGCAAGUCCCACUUCAUCGUGGCAAUCUUAUACAUUGGCGCCUGCUGGGGCCACUGGAAGCAGCUCUCGUGUUGGAUGGUAGCCUCCUUUGCGAUUAUGGGGUUUGACCUUGUUGCUCGCACAGUCCGCACCUGCCUCAUACACUUUGGCUAUAAAGAUGGAAGCAACGGCUUCGGCUUCCGCUCUAUCCCUGCCAAGAUGGAGGUGAUCAAAGACCCAACAGGAACCAUUGUCCGCAUGACAUUUGCCCACACCCAACAACCAUGGGAGCUUGGCCAGCACUUCUACCUCACAUUCCCGGCGCUCAGCAUCUGGCAGUCACACCCCUUCACGCCGGCAUCAAACCCAACCACUAGCUCUUCAAUACAAACUCACACUUACAUCAUCCGCGCCUGCAACGGCGAGACCAAGAAACUGGUUGAACUGGCGGAGGCAGCUGCGAACCGCUUCCCACAUGGAGACGAUACAACUCCGGUCAUCCUGCAAGGUCCAUACGGCGGUUCAGUCGUCAAUGACGAAGUCUCUAACAUCCUAGCCAUCUCUGGCGGCACAGGUAUCACAUACACGCUCCCAAUCAUCAAGGCUGCUCUGGCCGUGGCGUCCUCUGUACGCAAUAUUGAGCUUGUGUGGACUAUCCGCCACCUCGAGAAUCUGACCUGGGUCGGCCCCGAACUCUCGUACCUGAAGUCGCAACUCGCCCAGACGUUUCCACGGGGACAUUAUAACCAUGACGACGAUAAGCUAGAAAAAGCGCCCGUUGUAAGCGUGGAGACGGCAACGCGCUUCAGAAUCAAAAUCUUCGUCACAAGGCCCGAGGCUAGAAUACUUGCGCGCCGGCCGAUGCCUCCCCGCCCGCAGAGACCGGAGGAGAAGGACAAGGACUUUGACUUUGGUGAUGCGCUAUCUCCUGUAUCAUCGACGUCGAGCUACUAUUCAGCGGAACUCGAAGACCUGAUUAGUGACUGUCCUAACUUCAGCAUCACAUAUCUAGACAAUGUCCGGCCAGAUACCAAGGCGCUGGUGGGUACGUUCAUAGACGAGACGGUAGAGAAGGGCAGCACGCAAGUUUUCGGGUCCGGGCCGCCAGAGCUGGGGACGCAGAUCAGAGCUGUUGUUGCGGCGAAGAACAUGCCUGGCGAAGUAUGGCGCGGCAGUGAUAGAGGAGAUGUGGAGUGUGUGUGGGAUGAUAGGAUGGGUUGA
Messenger RNA from Ascochyta rabiei, 2034 nucleotides. RefSeq lists its product as uncharacterized. The record is from RefSeq and is a predicted model, not a curated record. The coding region runs from base 1 to 2034 and encodes 677 amino acids. Gene Ontology annotation, biological process: intracellular iron ion homeostasis; iron ion transport; copper ion import. The transcript is spliced from 3 exons. NCBI's taxonomy places the organism in Eukaryota, Fungi, Ascomycota, Dothideomycetes, Pleosporales, Didymellaceae. Gene Ontology annotation, molecular function: ferric-chelate reductase activity. Gene Ontology annotation, cellular component: plasma membrane.